GGCGCGGUCGCCAUGGGGACGGCCGCGCGCCCUUCCUGAGUUACGCGCGAACCCCCCCACCGCGGCGGCUGGUGGCGGUGACGGGGUGAGGGGGUGAGGGAGUCACUCUUUAAGACUUUUGAUCGAAUCAACUCAAAACAAAGAGCCGCGGGCUCGAUCGUCGCCGAUCGUCGCCACACUUUUGUUUAUUAUCGACCGCGGAGUCGCGUCGGGCCGAAGCGAAGAACCAUGGAAGGGUUUCGUUUGAGCGCGGACGCGUCGCUCGCCGUGGACGAGUAUCUCGAGUACAAGAGGAUCGUUGGAGAGGAUGACGGCGGGAAACUGAUGAGUCCACAAGAGUACGCCGACUACAAGAGACGGGUGUUGCCCCAACGGGAGCGCAAUCGUCUCUUCGUAAGCUGGAGCGGUCCGACCGGCAUAGAUUGCAAGCUUGUGGGGCCAGAGACUCGAUGCUUCUGCACUCACAGAUACAAGCAGCACCAGACUGACCUGGAGGAGAUCCCCAAAGAACGACCAAUACAUUUACCUUGUCUAGUUCAUGGAUGUCGCUGUGCUUCCUACCUCUAUAUUCCAAGCAAUGGAUCCCAGGCUAUCCGCUGUCACUGCAAGCAUCCAGCCAAUGAGCACCGUGAAUAUGAGCCAUAUGUUUGUAAAAAAUGUGCAGUCUGCAAGGGCUUCCAAAGCUCAUUCUCAUGCGGUUGUGGGUACCCGACACUAGCUCACCAGAUGGUAGUGGAAACAAAGGAGGAGCGUGUGGAUCGUGGGAAGCCAGUUGGACAUGAUGUACCGUAUGCAGCCAUGGGGGGCCUCACCGGGUUCAGCUCAUUAGCUGAGGGUUACCUUCGACUCGAUGAAAGCGGUGUAGGUGUUCCAGGAGAUGGCUUGCUAAAUGCCCCCAUCACUGCUCAUGACCAUCCAUUUUUGAGGGCACAUUCAGGGACAGCAGCCUCACUACUGCCCCAUAAUUCUUCAAGAUCCACAGCUGAUGCAGGUGCCAAGAACUCACUCACACAGGGAAUCACCAACUUAAAGGUCCGUGAAGAAGAGGAUAUGGCAGAAUUGGAAAAGCGUUACCAGGAAAGAAUGAAACUUCAAAGACAACAGGCAAGAACAGGUGCAAAUGGAAGGGCACCAUCUCAAGCCAAAACACAGUCACGUGGAAAGGGAAAACAAGCCACACCAUCUGGAAAGUAAAGAUCUGCUCGGAUGGGAUAUGGCUAUAAGUAUACUUUUCUGCAUAUUCAAUUUCCCUUUAAAGCCUUCAUUUCAUUAAAAUAUGUACGUACAUUGUAGGUAUAAGAUCGUAAUAUAGCUUAUCAUAUUUGUAAUAUAUUUUUAUUGAAGAAAAACAUAUAUAGUAUCACUUAGUUUAAAAAAGUAUAUAUACUCUGUUUUCUGAAGCAGUUUUAAGAUUUGUUGUGGUAUUAUAUAUUGCAUACACAUUCCUUCUGGUUUAAUAUGAAAAAUAAAAUUCAACAGUACAAAAAGCCGUGUAACUUUAAAAUGGAGUACAAUGAUACGUAAACUGUUCACAAAAUAAUGAAAGUGAAUAUUUACCAAAAACAAUAUUAAGCUUGAUAUAUGACAUUUUUGUGCUGAUUUUGAUUAAAACAGUAUUCUUGACAACAUCACUUGUUUUGUGACAGUAGAUGACUAUUAAAUAAGCAUGCAUUGAUUGUCUGAAUAAACACAUAGGCUAGUAAGAAGUAAACAAUAAUAAUACUGUAUUCACAAUUGCAAAUGUAUAUAAAAAACACUAUCAUGACAAUUGUUUAAAAAAAAAACAUUUAAAGAAAUGUUGACAUUGACAAGAAUAAAUCCAAGAACAUUUCUUCAUGAUCGGAUUAUACCAUUUCAAUAUGACUAGGAUCAUAUCCAUCUGAAAAACAAAAAAAUAGUGUAAGUUUUAUUAUAAAUGACGAACAUAGCAUUUCAAAAUGACAUUUAAAGAAUUUUAACAUUUCCCACAUUAAAAUAAGAGUACAACACCAAAAAUACAAUAUAGUAGACAUUUCUGUUAGGAUACUCUGAAGGUUUCAAUAAACAAUACUGAAAUGUAA
Messenger RNA from Petromyzon marinus (sea lamprey), 2060 nucleotides. It is a transcript of the gene FAM221A, whose product is annotated as family with sequence similarity 221 member A. The record is from RefSeq and is a predicted model, not a curated record. NCBI's taxonomy places the organism in Eukaryota, Metazoa, Chordata, Hyperoartia, Petromyzontiformes, Petromyzontidae.